ACGUAACAUGGACAGAUAUAGGUAUUUGAGUAAGGCGAAACGACCGCGGAAGAUUUUGAAAGUUAAAUCCUCUAAGUAUGAAGGUUCUGAAAUGAUUCAUAGUAAUAAAAAAUAUUGGGAUACUGUUUUCAACGAAUUGUCUGCUCCUGCUGAAGGGCCGGUAAGUGAUUCUCGUAUUAAAGCCAUUCUGCCAAAUGACCUCUGCAGUAAAGUUUGUAAUAUAUUGCACAUCGGCGUAAUAUCAAAGGAACUCAAGGAAACAGACAACGCUGAAGCGAGAAAACCGCGCAGACUGGAGAAGCAACCGUUGUUAUCUUUUAGAAAAACCCUUUACGUAAACCGAGAAUUGGACUCUGACACCGAUGUGGAGUUUAUCUCAAGUGACGAAGAAGAAAAACCAAGUGUACAUAAAGAAUUUUUGAAGAAACCAGAACGAGAGCAAAUUACAUGGAACACCCGUUACCUUGAACCCGAAAAAGAAGACGAAAAGACUCUAGUGAAGCGCGCGAAUGACCUCACUGACCGAAUUGCUCACAAUUUUUGCGACUACAUGAAGCAAUUGGGUGGGGACCAACAAUCGCAUCUGUUCACGCCUAAAGCUAUUAAAGAAUUAUUCCAGAUUGAAUUUGAUACACAUGCCUCAAGAAGUCUGCAGGUUGUUCCAAAAGAAUUGCCCACUGUAAAAGAACAUAUAGCUAUUAUCACUGAAAAUCCAGAGAAGUCCGAAUUCGCGGCUCUUGGACGAGAGAUAACCAAGGAUAUAAAAGCCGAAGGUCGCGGUGACCGCCUUCGUGCAUUCAAUAGGAGCCUGCCGCCCAGGGAGCAAUGGCGCGCUCCUCGCAACGACACCAAGAACAUGUGGAGAUCAGCUCGCCACGUGCCACAAGAACUUGUCACUUUGAAAACCGUCUGGGAUGGCAUCACUAAUCUGAGAAGCGUGAAAGAGUACUGUCGUUGGAUGAUAGAGCACCCCGAAUAUCGACGAGCGCCGUACCUUCGCAGUUUGGGCAUGUUUGACGCCGCAGCGUUGGAUGCACGGCUGACCUUCGAGCUGAAGCAACAGAUGUCGCCGACGAUGCUGUCUCCCACAGACAUCCCCGCACCCAUCGACCACAUCCGUAGAAGACUCUCUGAAUUAGCCGACACCACUAAAUCCACUGAUACCUGUUGA
Molecule: messenger RNA, 1171 nt
Organism: Bicyclus anynana (squinting bush brown)
Lineage: Eukaryota; Metazoa; Arthropoda; Insecta; Lepidoptera; Nymphalidae
Exons: 8
Coding region: 8-1171 (387 amino acids)
Source: RefSeq, a predicted model, not a curated record